This is a messenger RNA of Mesoplodon densirostris (Blainville's beaked whale), 1029 nucleotides long. It is a transcript of the gene PRSS8, whose product is annotated as serine protease 8. The record is from RefSeq and is a predicted model, not a curated record. Lineage: Eukaryota; Metazoa; Chordata; Mammalia; Artiodactyla; Ziphiidae. Bases 1 to 1029 code for a protein of 342 amino acids. The transcript has 6 exons. Gene Ontology annotation, biological process: proteolysis; positive regulation of sodium ion transport. Gene Ontology annotation, molecular function: sodium channel regulator activity; serine-type endopeptidase activity.
AUGGCCCAGAGGGCAGGCCUGGGGCCUAGGUGGCUGGAGGCUCUGGCCACUCUGCUUUUGCUUGGAUUAUUCCGGAAUGAGAUGGGAGCCGUUGGGGCUGAAGCCUCCUGCGGCGUGGUCCCCCAAGCACGUAUCACAGGUGGUAGCGAUUCAGCCCACGGCCAGUGGCCCUGGCAGGUCAGCAUCAGCUACAACGGUGCCCACGUGUGUGGCGGCUCUCUCCUGUCUGAGCAGUGGGUGCUGUCGGCUGCUCACUGCUUCCCAAGGGAGCACCACACAGAGGACUACGAGGUAAAGCUGGGGGCCCACAAGCUGAACUACUACAGCUCUGACACCAAGGUCCGCACGGUGGCGCAGGUCAUUUCCCACCCCAGCUACCUCCAGGAGGGCUCCAUGGGUGACAUCGCACUCCUCCAGCUCAGCCGCUCUGUCACCUUCUCUCGCUACAUCCAGCCCAUCUGCCUCCCCGCCGCCAACGCCUCCUUCCCCAAUGGUCUCCAGUGCACUGUCACGGGAUGGGGCCACGUGGCCCCCUCAGUGAGCCUACAGGCCCCCAAGACAAUGCAGCAACUUGAGGUGCCACUGAUCAGUCGUGAGACCUGUAACUGCCUGUACAAUAUCAACGCCAAGCCCGAGGAGCCCCACUUUAUCCAGCAGGACAUGGUGUGCGCUGGCUAUGUGAACGGGGGCAAGGACGCCUGCCAGGGUGACUCUGGGGGCCCACUCUCCUGCCCAGUGGGGGGCCGCUGGUACCUGGCAGGCAUCGUAAGCUGGGGUGAUGCCUGUGGGGCCCCCAACAGGCCCGGUGUGUAUACUCUGACCUCCAGCUAUGCCUCCUGGAUUCACCACAAAGUGGCAGAGCUCCAGCCUCAGGUGGUGCCCCAAAUCCAGGAGUCCCAGCCUGAUGGCAACCUCUGCAGCAACUACGGGGCCUUCAACUCUGCCCCAGCCCCAGGCUUGGUGAGACCCCUCCUUCUGCUGCCACUAGGCCUGACCCUGGGCCUCCUCCGCCCACAGCACAACCACUGA